Alosa sapidissima (American shad) is the source of this 3044-nucleotide messenger RNA. RefSeq names its product probable G-protein coupled receptor 141. Gene Ontology annotation, molecular function: oxysterol binding; G protein-coupled receptor activity. The transcript is spliced from 2 exons. NCBI's taxonomy places the organism in Eukaryota, Metazoa, Chordata, Actinopteri, Clupeiformes, Clupeidae. The record is from RefSeq and is a predicted model, not a curated record. The coding region runs from base 312 to 1220 and encodes 302 amino acids. Gene Ontology annotation, biological process: G protein-coupled receptor signaling pathway. Gene Ontology annotation, cellular component: membrane.
CACAGUUGUUAAACUGGGGGGAACACUUUGCAGCUAUGAUAAGUUAAGUUGCUCAUUUAACAUUUUUGCACAAGAUCCAAAGUUCAAGGAAGUAUAUCAAACGUUUCACAGUGGUUUCUCCCCUGGUAUUUACCACGCAAGUGACUUAUGUUCAAGUGCUUCCUGCUGAACUGUGCUCAGUAUGUGCGUGGCAGAGACAGAGAGAACAACGGUCUACCAAUGUCAUAGUGAUUAUUCUUUAUUUUGUGCCCUCAAAGUGACAGAACUUCCUUGUUGAGAAUUUUGUGUCAUUGAUAGGAGGGACUGCUGCCAUGAAUGAAACCUGGAAUUGUACUGUCAACAGCACAGAUGUUCUGCCAGAUCGGUACAGGUACACCUUACUGGCCAUGUACACCGUGAUCUUUGUUGUCGGCAUCAGCAGUAUCGCACUCAUGAUUGAUACGCUGAAGUCCAGCGGGCGAUCGGUCACCACCAUGGCAGUGCUCAACUUGAUAGCCGCACACAUACUGUUCCUGCUGACUGUGCCCUUCCGCAUAUACUUCUACAUCUGCUGCCACUGGGAUUUGGGCAGCGGGUUUUGCAAGUUGAUCAGCGCGAUGAUCCAUGCGCACAUUUACAUUGUCUUCAUAUUCUACAUCAUCAUCCUGGUCGUGCGGUACAUCACCUUCUUCAGCCGGAGGGACAGACUGGAGUUCUACAGGCGAGUCCACGCUCUGGCGGCCAGUGUGGCGAUAUGGGUGGUCAUCCUGGUAGUCAUUUUUCCGGUGACUUUAGUAGAGUAUGGCUCAGACACAAAAAAAGAAAAAUACCAGUGCUUUGACUAUGGAAAUGCUUUGCGUGGCAAGGGAGUCGCCAUUAUAAACUACCUUCUUUGUGCCGUGCUGCUGCUGGUGACUUCCUUGCUCCUGGCUGUCCAGCUUUGGAUACUGGGGAUGAUCUACAAAAAAUAUGGCAACACAGCACUGAGUCACCAGGAGUUCUGGGCUCAGGUGAAAAGCCUGUGCUUUGUAAUGGUCAUAUUAAUUUGUUUUGCCCCUUACCAUGCUUUCCGGAUUUAUUAUGUGACCAUUAUAUUCUCGGAGGCUGAUUCCCAUCUGGAGCUGCAGUGGAAUAAUGAGAUUUUUCUGGCUGUGACAGCCUUCAGCUGUUGGGAUAUGCUCAUUUUUGUUAACACAAAGCGUUGGAGCAGCAUUCAGUCUCGAUGUGCUAUUUGUCGGUAGAGUGGCUAGAAUGCAUACUUUGAUAGUUCCUCUAAGAUGCAUUAGCAGUAAGGAGCAAAAGCUGUACUGUUAUUGGUGCCACAGCUACUGUCCCACGCCACUCGCCAAUACGGUCAUGUGCCAUGUCUACUGUCCCACGCCACUCGCCAAUACGGUCAUGUGCCAUGUCUACUGUCCCACGCCACUCGCCAAUACGGUCAUGUGCCAUGUCUACUGUCCCGUGCCACUCGCCAAUACGGUCUUGUGCCAUUUGUCUACUGUCCCAUGCCACUUGCCUAGGCUGGGUGAACCCUGCCUGAUCUGACGGCAAUUUCUUUUUUGCCCUGCAGCUCAGGCAGGCAAACCUGUGCAUCUUUUUCUGCUGCUUCCGUUACAAUUUUGCCGGCGCGCUAUUGGCAGGUUCAAAACGAUGACGAUAGCGGGAGAGCCUGGAGUUUUCGCGUCGCUCUGCAAACGUCACCCGGUUCGUUGGUCAGACUGGUGAAUGACUAUUCAAUUGCGCACAUUUCAUUUCAUGAGUCAUUUGAACUAUGCCUGUUGAUCACGCCUCUUGUGCAGUAGAAAAUACAUAGUGGACUCCCCAGACCAAUAUUCAAUCUUAAAAGAUUGAGCUCGGUCUGGUGAAAGCCAGACUACCACUUGCCUACUGUCCCAGCUGUUCUAUGGGUUAAGGUAGAGUUAGGGCGCGAGACAGUAGGCGAGUGGCAUGGGAUAGUGGCGCAGUACAGUAGGCGAGUGCCACAGUACAGUGUCGUGGGACAGUUGUCAAGUGACACGGGACAGUGGCGUGGGACAGUGGCAUGGGAUAGUGGCGCAAACCACCAGCAACAGUACAGUACAAUAUUUGCUUCUACUACCUAGUAUACCCAAGAUGGUAUAUUAGGUAAAAUGACAUUUUACAUUCAGUUGGUAGGCUACUUUAGUGUAGUUUAACAAACUCAAAACAAACAGACUGCAAAUAGUGAUCAACUUGUGCUGAUUUGGAGUGUCAAAGUUCAAUCUAGAUUAAACCACACCAUCAAAGAACAACAUCUCAAAUUGAUUGUGAGGAAUUCCUUGCAAUGGGUUUCAUAUUUUAUCCCUUCUCAUUGUGAAUGCUCUAUACUCUCUGAUGGGAGUCUAUUUUUGAACAAUGGCAUGACAUAACAUACAGUAAUGCCACGUCUGUCCUGUCUGUGUCUUCUGAAUGGACCCUAAGUCUGGCAAUAAUGUUGAUAAUUAUGAUGAUAAAGAUAACAAAUUGAGGUUGGCUAAAAUGAGGAGAUGAUCUGUAGAAAUCAAGUACAGUAUAUCGUCAGUAGUUACAUGUUUGCCUUUGUCCAAAUCUCAAUCCAGUUAUUCUGCAUGCUGGGCACAUAUAGACAGCAUUACCAAUUAGAUAUUAGAUUUCUGAGAGUAAUUAAGAAAAAUGAAUUGUUUACAUUUUCUGUAUUGUAACAUUUCUGUCAUUCUGUCAAGUAUAAAACAAAAUGGUUGCUUUUCUGGUGCUUUACAAGUGGAACAUUUAUAUAAACAUAUAAAAGAAUUUACUUUCUCUGACAGGCCAGAUAAAUAGUUUUUCAAGUAUUUAAUGCUGCUUGUUUCAUUUUGUAGACCGUUUCUCUGUUGCUUUUAGGAGCUAAAAGCAGUUCAAACUAACUGAUGCUUGCUAUCCAUUAUAUAGUAGUCCUCCUUUCCAUAAGUGUUCCAUUGUGUCUUAUUUCAAAUACUGUAUAUCACACAAAUGUAACACACACACACACACACAUACACACACACACUUUGUGUAAUCUAGAAUGGGAACAAAUGGUUAAAUGGUUCAGUGCAAUUUUAUUGAAGUGAUAA